Lytechinus pictus (painted urchin) is the source of this 3602-nucleotide messenger RNA. Its product is annotated as protein FAM227B-like. The transcript has 17 exons. The record is from RefSeq and is a predicted model, not a curated record. The coding region runs from base 429 to 2153 and encodes 574 amino acids. NCBI's taxonomy places the organism in Eukaryota, Metazoa, Echinodermata, Echinoidea, Temnopleuroida, Toxopneustidae.
GAGCGGGGCCGAGCCGAGCACCGACACAGUUAAUACACGCGCGCCUAUGGGAAUCGCGAGCUGUCGAAAAACGCCUAGAAUUACACUUUUUUUUUAUUUCAGCGAAAAAAAAGUAAUAGAAAGUGAAGAACAUUACCAUCAGACCAUAUCUCUAGAAAAUCUUUACAAGAAAUUACGAAAUGACGGAAAAAUAGACGCAGAUUUGUGAAAAAAAAAUCUCGUAAUGGGUGGGACAACUCGGCCCGCGGUCCGAGAUGUCCCGUGGUCCGAGUUGACCCGACCCCGCGUUGUCAGGCUAUACGCGUACGCUAGGCGAAGUCUACGCGUACGGUGCUUGAGCGCGAAGCCUUUAUUUUAGGCUCGCCCGACAAAUUUUAGAAAAGAAACUAAUCAGACUUUCGGAGUGCAGUGCUCAGCAGUAAAAGACGAUGUCAAGUUCUAGGAAAAGAAACAAGGAGGACUCCUAUGAGUAUCCUGUACAAUCUUUUGAAGAAUGGUUGGAAAGAGAAAGAAGUGGGAUGGACUGGCCCAUCCUGGAGAUGGAUAAAAUGACCCUUGACCUCAAAACAGAUAAAGGACUUCUUGGUACACAUGCAGAGAUUGUUGAGGCUUUGUCGGAAUAUGCUUCAUUUCCUAUUCACAUUCUGGACAAUCUGGAAGCAAAGGUUGACAGACUGCAAGAGCGACUUGAUAUAUACGCCACUCAGGUUGUUACAGCUGAUGGAAGGUCGUCACGGUUGCAGAAUGAACUCUUCCAUUCCCCAGCAGCAGGACCCGUUGUAUAUAAACCAGUGAUGCAACGAGCUGCAAACAGUGACAUGGUGAAAGCACAUCGUGUGCAGGAGAAAGACAACAGCACUGAACUCAGAGCUCUCAUCCUAGGUAGCAAGGCCAGAAGUCUUGAGGUAAUGAGCUAUCCAGGCUUCAACAAGAAUGAACUAACUGAACUUCCCCAUGGUCUUGAGGCACCCCAGAUACUAGACAGGGUUACCAGAGCCCAGGAUUAUAAUGCUGGAUUCAACAAGUUUUGGAAGAAGUUGUUCCUAUCGGAAGCAUCGGUGGCUGUCAUGCAGGACAUGUUUUGGUGGUUCUUUAUAGAUAAAUAUGAGCCAAAGAGAGAAGAGGAGAAGAAAAAGAUUUUCAACAGGAUAGCAGACAGCUUUGUUGCCCUGUUUGUCAGCGUUAAUCCAGAAAUCAAAGAUAAAUUCUUUGUGGUGUAUGCAGACUGCUUAGCCCAGGCGAUAUUUGCAGCGUACUGGGAAGCCUUCAUUGACUCGCAUCAUCAGCUGGGGGAUAGGUUCAAACAGAACAUAGCUUCUAUCUGCUCUGAGCUUACUGCAGGUGUGAAACCCAAGCCGUUGUCAUGGAAACACUGGGAUGUGAAGAGGCUACAGCCUAAGAGCAUGAACAAGGAGAAAGAAGAGGAUAAACAUCGAGUGGUACUCAUUAAAGAAGGUCAUAUCAAUAAAGAUGCUGAUUUCUCCAUCAAUGUGGAUAUACCCGAUGAGAGCGAUUCCCUCGCCAACGAACUCGGCUCAACUGUAUCACGAGAGAUGACCCUCCUCAACAAAGGUCACCGCUUCCCUCAGACGAUAGCCACCAACGUGGAAGGGGCUCAUACCGAAGUGGAGUCUCACCAAAUAGGUCCAGGUCCUGACUUUGAGAGAGUCCUGUUUAACAUCAAGGGUCGGAGCCCUCUUGUGGCCCACUAUCUUCACAUGAGACAGCUGGCUGGUAAUCAGAACGUCGGCAGGAAUGUGCGCAGGACAGAGGUGGAAAAGCUCCCUCCACCUGCUCCUACCUACCGUGAGGUCAUCAAAGACUCAAACCGUAUGGCUAAGGCUAUGAGUUCAGAAUACCAGAAGAUUAGUGAUAUUUUGAACAAGGAGUUAGCAGCUAUUGAGAAGCAGAGGGCUCAGCAGGCAAGGGAGAUAGAGGCUCUUAAGACUCAGAUAUUACAGAGGUCAUACGAUACCAAGAUCCUGAGCGAGAAGAUUCUAGAUUUCAGGGGAAAAGAGGGAAUUGUCACCAUCAUGAAACAAGACAAAUCUGGCCCUGCUCGCACUCGGCCAAGGAGUAUGAAAACGGAGAGCAGUGCAGAAGAUGGAGAAGAUGAAAAUGAAGAGGAUCCUGACUUGGAUGAAGGAACAUGAAGAAACAAGGAACCCCUUAUUAGGGUUUAUGCAAUUAAAAUAAAAUUCCAUAUUUAAAGAGUUUAGGUUUUUGAUAUUCAGCUACUUUGUCCGUUGGAAUUAAGCUAUUUGUAAGUUAUGCACACUUUUAUACUAGACUGGUUACCCAUUCUUGUGCUAAAUUGAUUGUGCAGACCUCAACUCCGCCCCUUCCCCGUCUUUGGAAAAUGUAAAUACCCCUCUAAAAAUGAAAAUGUCGACCAAUUUUAGACAUGAAUGUCUCAUUUGUUUUGAGAAUUUUUUUUUUUGGGGGGGAGGGGCUUGUCAAAAUCUUAAUGAGGCUCAUGUUAAUCCAUUUUACUAUCGUGGUGGAUCGUUUUUGUCCAUGGGAACCAAAUUUUUAUGAGAAAAAUAACCCCUCCCACGAAAUAAAGCUUGUAAAUGAUUUUAUACUGAUUUUUUUCUUACUUUUAUUGUCUACAACACUAUUUCAGACAUUGAUAUAACAUGAAAUUGUGAGACAAGGUACGCCCACCCCACAAUGCUUAUUUGCUUGAAUUCUCAAUUUUUCCUCUCCUUUUUUUAUCAUAUUGUCAUUGGAAAUUGUCAACAACACUUACAGUCAUAAAUAACAUGAAAUCUAUAGUUUUUAAUCAAUGAAAAUUGAAAAUAUUGACACAUUUAUGGUUAUGUAUUUUUGGCUAGAAAUAAAAUUUGCAUUUGAUUUGCACACAAAAUGACACUUUUAUAGCAACUUAAAUUUGUUCCGACAUGCACUUUCGUUUUGUUGCAUAUCUUUGGAUCUGCAUGCUUGGGAAUCACAUAUUUUUGAAAAGUUGUGUGGGACUGUCUAAAAAGAAAGAAGUCAAGAAAAAUUGCCAAUUUAACAUGAAAGAUAUUGAUGGGGAAUGGGGACUAAAUAAGCCCCCAGGCUUUUGGAUUGCACUGCAAAAACUGUGAUGUUGAUUUACCACCAGCCAGAAACUGUAUAUGUCCACACCUGAGAAGUGUUAAACAACACCAGUUUGGUAGGUGUUUAUACAACACCAAUUCGUAUUAAAACAGCAUUGGUUUGAUUCCAAAGUGGUGUUGUUUCAAUACUUCUCUGGUGUGGACAUAUAUAGAUUCUUGGCUGAUGGAAAUCAACACCGGAGUUUAAGUGUGAUGAUGAUAUACGUACUAUGCGAUUAGAAAAUGAUGUCGUGCAGAUGUCAUAACAAUGUAAUUUUGCCCACUAAUGUGUUUAAUUUACAAUCAUUAAAAGCAAUGUGUCUUCCUGUGUCUUUGAAAACCAGUAUUGAUGCUGUACAGUGUAAUUGCAACACCUCGAAAAUGGUCUCAGUGACUACUUAUUGUAUGAUUUUGUAAAUUCAUGUAUAUUUUUAAAACUAUUUAUAGUAUAUGAAUGUAAUAUAUAUGUGUAUUAUAUGUAAAUAAAUACAUUGUGAUUGAAUCAUUCCAUUUCAAAAA